Trachymyrmex cornetzi is the source of this 1532-nucleotide messenger RNA. It is a transcript of the gene Lamtor3, whose product is annotated as Late endosomal/lysosomal adaptor, MAPK and MTOR activator 3. Lineage: Eukaryota; Metazoa; Arthropoda; Insecta; Hymenoptera; Formicidae. Gene Ontology annotation, biological process: positive regulation of TOR signaling; cellular response to amino acid stimulus. Gene Ontology annotation, cellular component: Ragulator complex. The transcript has 3 exons. The record is from RefSeq and is a predicted model, not a curated record. Bases 82 to 456 code for a protein of 124 amino acids.
ACAAUCAGUAGCGUGCGCUUCAGAGGAUUAAUCCUGUCACUUGGUUGUCGUUUGCAGAUUCGUCCACGUUCCUUGGAAAGAAUGACAGUUGAAUUGAAGAAAUUUCUCUACGGACUGUUAACUGAUGUGGAAGGUUUGCAUAGUAUAUUAAUUACUGACAGGGAUGGAGUACCUGUUAUAUCUGUAGCUAAUGAAAAGGCGCCAGAGUUAGCUACAAGAGCCAGUUUUUUAUCUACUUUUGGAAUGGCUACGGAUCAAGGAAGUAAAUUGGGGCUUGGCAAAAAUAAAACCAUUAUAUGCAUGUAUAGUAAUUAUCAGGUAAUUCAGAUAAAUAAGUUGCCAUUGGUCAUUAGUUUUAUUGCUAGUCACAGUUGCAAUACCGGUCAUGUAUUAUCGUUGGAAAAUAAGAUUGAUCCUAUCUUAAGUAGUUUAAAAAAUGCAGUAGUGGAAGCCUGAUGGUUACCUGUUGUCCAUUAUGGGUGAUAAAUGCUGAACACUGUUGAUUAUAUAUGAAUAUACAUAUGAAUUUAUAAGUUAUUGCAAUUAUUAUAUAAACAAUAAUCUUUUUUCAAGAAUAUCAAAUAUGUUUUUACGUUUUUACUUGCUUAUGUUUAUUCAUAUUGCUGCAAGUGUGUUUUGAAAAGUGAAAGAUCUUUCAGAAUGAUUAUUACAUGAUACUUUAAUACAGAAAUCAGUAAAUAUACCGAUCAAGGGAGACCGCUCCGAUCACUUUGAUCUUGACAUAGGUAGAAGAAAGGCGAGGUCUUGAUGCGAAAAGACAGGACCAUUCCCAUGGAUGCGCAGUCGUUUAAAGUAAAGAACCAAUCAGAAAUCGCCCAGGAUGUCAGAAUUCAAUAUGGCUGCGAAGUGAUACACCCAGAUACACUGCACUAAGGCCCUAUUCUUGAUAUGAAUAAUUUUCGCAUACGAAAAUGAGUUUUUCGAUUGUGAUUGAUCAAUUGUAUACGGAAUUGCUAUUUUCGUAUGCAAUAUUUGUUCAGGCAUAGGGCCCCUGCUGUACAUUUGCUCCAUUUCACUCUGCACUUCUGGGCAUUUCUUAUUGGCUCAUUACGAUCGUUACGUCACGACACGUGUCAUCAUAUGCGCAAUGGUACACCUGUCUUUUUACAUCAUGGAUGAGGUGGCCCUCACUUUGCGUGGAAGUCGCGUUCUCUUAAGCGGGGGGAAGGGGGGUGGGAGGUAGAGUGGAAUUUGCUUCACGUAGAAAAUCCAACGUCUCUUAGUAGAGGGAAUAUGGAGUAGUUCUUAAUAUUAUAUAGCAGAAAUAAGACGUUAUUUCUUAAACUUUUUGGUUAAUAACUCUUUAACGAAUAACGAACAACGGCUAAAACCUCCUGAAGGUAAUCAUUGAGUCAAGGUCAAAGUCAUCGAAGCGAUCUUCUCCGAUCGAUAUUAGCCCAGAAAUCUAUUAGAGAGAGGUUCUUUUUGAGAAAUGCAGAGAUAUAAUCAAAGUUAUAUUAUUUAUUUAUUAAGAAAAUAUUUGAUAUUUUUUAUGAAAAUCAUGUGUAGUA